UAACCGAGUAGUUACGAUUGAAAGAAAUCCGGGAAAUUCCAAUAUGGAUGCGCCCUGUGUAUCAGACUUGUGUUCAAAAUAUAUGUGGAUUGUAAUCUGUGGAUUGUAGUAAUAUGGAUGAGUUUAUGAAUAGUACCAAAUAAUGGAAGGGUACAAAAAAGAACUGAGGGAAGUCAGAGAACAGUUGGAGGAUAUUGAAAUCCAGAUCGAGACUCUUCUCCAGACUCAGUCAGAUCUAGCAGCAAGGAAAGAAGAGCUAGAAAAGCUUAUUCAGACGAGUAGCAACAGGACAACACAGUCCCAAUCACAGGCAGCAGACUCACAGAAAUGGAACACAGAAGAUUUUACAUGGAGUGCUGCCUUAAAACAGAAAAUGAAGACUAUAUUCAAGAUCAAUGAGUUAAGACCAAUGCAGUUACAGACUAUGAAUGUCACCAUGUCUGGUAAAGACUGUAUUCUGAUAAUGCCUACUGGUGGAGGCAAAAGCCUGUGUUUUCAACUUCCAGCACUGCUAAGCAAAGGUGUGACGCUGGUCGUGUCGCCGUUAGUGUCACUGAUGGAGGACCAGGUGAUUGCUCUGGAGAGUUACGACGUCGACGCGGUGAUGUUAAACGCCGCCACAGACAAAAACAAAGUGACCGCAGUCCAGAAUGCCAUGAUUGAUAAAAAUUCUCCCAUGAAACUGCUGUAUGUAACCCCAGAAAAGCUGGCCAAGAGUAAACGCUUCAUGGCCAAGCUGGAGAAAAUGUACGCCAUGGGAAGGUUUUCACAUCUAGUUAUUGAUGAGGUUCACUGCUGUUCACAAUGGGGACAUGAUUUUAGACCAGAUUACAAAUUCCUGGGAAUCAUGAAGCGACAGUUUCCAGAUGUUCCCAUUCUUGGACUAACUGCAACAGCCACUAAAUAUGUUAUAGAAGAUGUCAAGAAGAUACUCAAUAUUCCCUCAUGCAUACUGUUCAAGGCAUCUUUCAAUAGACCUAAUCUGUUCUAUGAGAUAAAAUCAAAGCCAUCUGAGCAUAAAGAAGCCAUGGAUGAAAUUCAGAGGCUCAUUCAAAGGAGAUUUUACAAUCAGUCUGGAAUUAUAUAUUGCUUUUCCCGUAAAGAAUCUCAGGAUGUUACAGCUGAUUUACGACAGAGAGGAAUAAAAACGGGGUGUUAUCAUGCAGACCUCAGCUCUCAUGAAAGAAGUCGGGUACAUAAAAUGUGGCUUAAAGAUGAAAUCAAGGUUGUGGUGGCUACGACUGCUUUUGGUAUGGGUAUAGAUAAGCCAGAUGUUCGCUUUGUGAUCCACCACUCUGUUAGCAAGUCCAUGGAGAACUUGUACCAGGAGAGUGGGAGGGCGGGCCGAGAUAACAAGCAGUCCCACUGUAUUGUGUUCUACAGACUGGCAGACAUAUUCCGACAGAGCACCAUGGUGUUCACAGAACAGACAGGGCUAGACAAUCUGUAUGGAAUCAUGGCUUACUGCAUGGAUCUCACCAGAUGCCGGAGAUCAGUGAUUGCUCAGCAUUUUGGAGAAUCCUGGGAUAGAUCAGACUGUAAGGAAAUGUGUGACCACUGUCAGACUCAAGCUGAGAUAGAAAAAAGAGAUGUAAAACAACAUUGUCAACUGAUCAUAGAAAUUUUAAAGCAAGCAUCUAGGCUGGAGGAAAGGCUGACAGCAAUAAAACUGAUGGAUGCCUUCCAAGGAAAGAAAGUGGGAGGGUUCAAGGUCACCGGUCUGUAUCUGCCCUCAGUCACGCGGGACGUACUGGAGAGGAUCGUAUCACUGAUGUUGAUCAGGGGUUAUCUGAGGGAGGACUUUCACUUCACGGCCUAUUCUACCAUAAGUUAUCUUGUCCCAGGUAACAAGCAGAAUUUACUGAAGUGUGAAGCAACAAAGGUCCUACUGGACUGUAUUCAGAAGAAGAAACCCACCAAAGACAAUCCAACUUCCUCAAAAUCUCAAAACAAAGACAAGAUGAAAUCUGAAAUACCAAAGAAUAAAUCCAAACCUAAACUUGUUAUUGUGAAAUCUCAGAACUCAAACGAUCCUGGCCCCAGUAAUGGUGCUGUUACAGACAAAACUUCUGUUAAGAAACAGCUGUCACUAAAGAGGAAGAAACCUGUAAUAUACGAGUCGGAUGACAGUGACCUAGAUUUUGGUGAACAGAGCACGGAUUGUUUUGUGGUGAAAAAACAUUAUGUAGAUUCUUCUGCAAACUCAGAUUCCAACCCAAAUCUAAGGAAUGAAGAAAGGGGGAAUAUGAAUGGACAGGUGAAUGAUACAGACAGUGUGGGUAAUUCUCAAGAUGAUGCUAUACAACUGGACUCUGACAGUAAUGACUGAAUCAGAAUUUAACAGUUGUGAUCAUUCUCAUUCGAAAGAGAGGAAGAUGGUACAAUCACAGGCUUGGGUUCUGCAGAGAAAACAUACAUAUAUUUAGGGAACUUUCAAGCAAGUUUGUUUGGCAUGAGUCCUUAUACUACAUUAACUUGAAAAUAUGUGCUGAUUCAGCAGAUUUACAUGAUACAUCAAAAUUGUGUAUAUUAAGUAGCAACCUUCAGACUUGUUAUUGGAUAAUUGAUCAGAGAUAUGGUGUAUACAUUAACACAUGAUGAAAAGAAUAUUUUUAAAAAUUUUGAUGUUCUUGUUGUGUAAUUUGUGUUUUAAAACAAUUACAUGUGUAUUAUUUUUGUUGGGGUGAAGGUGGUUUUCAGACCAGGUCACCUGAGAACUUGACUCUUAUUACUUAUUUAAAAAAAAUGAUAUCUGAAGCUAUAGGCAUUUUGCAUACCUUGUUCACCCAUCCUUUUUAAUUAAAUGAUACAUAACAGU
This is a messenger RNA of Saccostrea cuccullata (small rock oyster), 2818 nucleotides long. RefSeq names its product ATP-dependent DNA helicase Q1-like. The coding region runs from base 143 to 2329 and encodes 728 amino acids. NCBI's taxonomy places the organism in Eukaryota, Metazoa, Mollusca, Bivalvia, Ostreida, Ostreidae. The record is from RefSeq and is a predicted model, not a curated record. The transcript has 11 exons. Gene Ontology annotation, molecular function: nucleic acid binding; four-way junction helicase activity; 3'-5' DNA helicase activity. Gene Ontology annotation, biological process: double-strand break repair via homologous recombination. Gene Ontology annotation, cellular component: chromosome; cytoplasm.